Molecule: messenger RNA, 1998 nt
Organism: Dothidotthia symphoricarpi CBS 119687
Lineage: Eukaryota; Fungi; Ascomycota; Dothideomycetes; Pleosporales; Dothidotthiaceae
Product: alpha/beta-hydrolase
Exons: 2
Coding region: 268-1968 (566 amino acids)
Molecular function (GO): hydrolase activity
Source: RefSeq, a predicted model, not a curated record
CUUCUUAUCAACUCUUAUCCGUAUCUGCGCUGCCGAUGUUACAUCCGUCGCCGCUUCCGACGGGGAUAUCUUGCAAGAUGGCAAGGUUUGCUCCAUAUUGCUCAGGAACAGUCCCCAGAACUAUGCAAGGUUUGUUCUCAACGACGAGAGGGGUAGCGAUAUGAUGAGUACGGUCAAAACGGCCCGAUAGUUGUAUAUAUACCCAGCCUUUUGGUCGAGGCUGGAAGAUGAUACACUUCCGGCCUUUAGGUCAGCUAUAUUGGCAAAAUGGGUAUCCUAAGUUCUUUCCAGUACUGCCUGACCGCAUUUGCGGUCCUGACAAACGCCUCAACGGCCAAAGCUACCACAAGUGUAACACUGCCAGGUUAUGGUAGUUUCUUUGGCACGACCAUAAAUCAGACACUGACGAAAAGGGCGUUGCCGGCUUCUGUCAACGCAUGGCUAGGUAUUGAUUACGCAUCUCAGCCGGUUGGAGAAAGCCGUUUUGCUCCCGUCGGACCACCAGCAGCAUUUUCAGGAACAAAGAACGCCUCUGCAUAUGGCUUCUCCUGUAUCCAGGACCCUGCGACGCUCUCCUAUCCCCAGGACGAAGCGUGUCUGAGCAUGAAUGUGUACAGUCCUCAGAAUGCUUCUUUGCACGUGAAGCUUCCGGUUCUCAUCUGGAUACACGGAGGUGCAUUUGUGUCAGGUUCCGCCAGAAGCUUCGAUGGCGCUGCCUUUGCAGCAAAUUCCAGAGAACCCUUAAUUGUUGUGACGUUCAACUACCGGGUCAACUCCCUCGGCUUUCUCCCAGCACCAGCCAUGGAACGUCUUGGGUUGCUCAACCUUGGCCUUCUCGAUCAGGAGCUGCUGUUAAAUUUUGUCCAACAGUACAUUUCUGUGUUUGGAGGCGAUCCAGAUCGUGUCACGCUUGGUGGCCGCGCAGCUGGCGCUCACUCUGUUGGUAUCCAUCUUUUUCACAACUACAACAAGACUGCUGGUUCAUCCCCGCUGUUCUCUCAAGCAAUUUUGCAAUCCGGCAGUGUCACUGCCCGUGGGUUCCCCAACGCAUCCUAUCCUCUGUAUCAGGACCAGUUCUCCCAAUAUCUUGGUCUUAUUGGAUGCGCGAAUGUGAUGAAUAGUACCGAUGAUGAAGUCAUCGAUUGCCUGCGCGCUGCUCCAAUCUCCCUGAUUCAGGAAGCCAGUACUCAGCUUUACGACGAGUCCACUUUGACCAUCACUUGGCCUUUCCAGCCCACUCGAGGUGGUCCGCUUCUUGAGCAAGCUGGCUCUAUCUCUGGUAUCAAUGGGCAAUUCUACCGUGUUCCCAUCAUCACUUCCAACGUAAGAGAUGAGGCGAAGUUGUACACGCACGGUGAUCUAGAGACAAACCAAGAUUUUCUUGACUACAUCCACAAUAUCAUACCUGCUCUUACCACAGAGGAUGUCUCUGAUCUCGAAAGUUUGUACCCAGAUCCUACCGGCGACGUCAACGGCAGCUUCUCGCCCUACUCUCAUAGCCCAAAUUCAACCCAAUAUGACAGGCUCAGCGCCGCCCUCACUGACUACAUGUAUGCCGCUGCAGGUCAGGAGACGGCUAUCCGUAUGUCCUCUGCAGGAAUUCCUGUAUACAAGCUCAAUUAUGUUGUCAACAACUCCUUCCCUGCCUGGCAAGGCAUCCCACAUACCUCAGAUACGAAAUCGACAUGGGCUGAGGGGAAUGGCACUGGUGGUAUACAGUAUCCCGAUGUGGGUAAGCUACAUCACGGGUACUUCUCGGACUUUGUCGCUCUUGGAGAUCCCAAUGCGGGAAACCGGACGGGAAUCCCAAAAUGGCCGAUGUAUGUAGAUGACAAUGCGAAUGGGCGUCCAGGUCUCCAGCUGAGAAUAGAGCCUUUCGGAAACAGCAGGGUCGAGGGUGACUCGAUCAGAAGGAAGCAGAGUGAAUGGUGGAGGGAUGAAAGUAGGGCUACGAGACUGGAAAAGUAGACCGCAGGAUACCAUGUACUAUGUUGCGUG